AUGGCGAACGGCUGGAGCUUGGUCAUCGGCUUGGUCGUCAUCGUUGCUGCAUCCGUUGCUGCAUGGUUCCUCAGCCCGAAGGGUGAAAACCAGACGCUAUUCCGCAGCACGUUUAUCCUGACCUUUGUUUCUUGUUACUUGAUGUGGGCAAUCGUCUUCCUUUCACAAUGGCAUCCCCUUAUCGCACCAAAGCGAUCAGACAUCAGACCUGGCCGGGUACCAAAUUAA
Messenger RNA from Penicillium antarcticum, 228 nucleotides. RefSeq lists its product as uncharacterized. Gene Ontology annotation, cellular component: vacuolar proton-transporting V-type ATPase, V0 domain. Gene Ontology annotation, biological process: vacuolar acidification; proton transmembrane transport. Bases 1 to 228 code for a protein of 75 amino acids. The record is from RefSeq and is a predicted model, not a curated record. The transcript is spliced from 4 exons. Gene Ontology annotation, molecular function: proton-transporting ATPase activity, rotational mechanism. NCBI's taxonomy places the organism in Eukaryota, Fungi, Ascomycota, Eurotiomycetes, Eurotiales, Aspergillaceae.